Punica granatum (pomegranate) is the source of this 2187-nucleotide messenger RNA. The record is from RefSeq and is a predicted model, not a curated record. Lineage: Eukaryota; Viridiplantae; Streptophyta; Magnoliopsida; Myrtales; Lythraceae.
GGGGGGGCGGAACACUGAAUCACUAAAGCAAAAACCAACGAGAUCAAAACGAAAUCGCCCCGAAGCUUCCCGUUCGCCUACUUUGACCAGUUCACCUCCGCCCCCUCAACCAACCAACCAAAACCCUUCCCACGGGGCGAUUCCUCCAUUGAGAGCAAUCGCAAAAUCCUCCCUCCUCUGAUACCCUAUCGACUCCUCCCUCUCCCACCCUCGGUCGGUCGGUCGCCGUCAAGCGAUCGGUACCCUGCACCCGCUGUAGAGUUCGAGGUGUCGCGCGCUCGGCUUUCUAUCGGGGUUCUGGUCUCGCCGAUCGAGGAUGACCGUGGGAUCCGACUCGUCGCCGGCGGUUCGCGGCAGCGCGUGGCCCCCGGGGUUCCGGUUCCACCCCACUGACGAGGAGCUCAUACUGUACUACCUCAAGAGAAAGAUCUGCAGGAAGAAGCUGAGGCUCAACAUCAUCGCCGAGCUCGAUGUCUACAAGUGGGAUCCCGAAGAGCUGCCUGGUCAUUCUAUACUGAAGACUGGUGAUAGGCAGUGGUACUUCUUCAGUGCCAGGGACAGGAAGUAUCCCAAUGGUGCGAGAUCAAACAGGGCGACCAGGCAUGGCUAUUGGAAAGCAACAGGGAAGGACCGCAACAUUACAUCCAACUCCCGAUCCGUUGGAGUGAAAAAAACCUUGGUUUUCUACCAAGGUAAGGCACCUAGUGGGCAAAGGAGCAACUGGGUUAUGCAUGAGUAUACUCUAGAUGAAGAGGAGCUCAAGAGAUGUAAAAAUGCGAAGGAUUAUUAUGCUCUGUACAAGGUUUACAAGAAAAGUGGAGCUGGCCCUAAGAAUGGAGAACAGUAUGGCGCUCCAUUCAGAGAAGAAGAAUGGGCCGAUGAUGACUCUGAAGUUGUGAAGACUGUCGGAGAGGAAAUUCUUCCAACGCAACUUCCUGAAGUCACUUCAGUUGACAAUGUGACUGAUGUUACUCGUUUGGAUCCUCCAGCAGUAGAUGAUAUUGAGGAGCUCUUGAAACAAUAUAUGCCUGAACUUGAUGAUCCAGCAGCAGUAGACAGUUUGGCUCCUGUUCCUGUAUUUCCUCAGUUUGGGAAUGAAGAAGAAGCACAGAGUUCGCUUUUUAUUCCUCCAACAAGUGAAUUCUCUGUGGAGCCAGUUUAUGCAUUCAACUCAAACCAGCCUCUGCAUGAUUUGCAGCCCAGCUUUGAGUUUAACUCAUUGGGCGUUUCUCAAUACCAACAACAAGAGGCUUCAUCUGUGGUAACUUUUGCACCUGAAAAUUGUCCUCUUCAACCUCAGAUCAGGGAGGAGGAUUUUCUGGAGAUUGAUGAUCUUAUUGGUGGCCCUGAGCCCUCUUUUGGCAACAUUGAGAAGCCUGUCGAAAAAUCACCAUUUGAAGAAGUGGAUGGAUUGUCGGAGCUGGAUGUCUUCCACGAUGCUGCCAUGUUUCUUCGUGACAUUGGGCCGAUGGAUCAAGAAAACGUCGCAGCUCCUGACAUGAACCUUUUCAAUUACGGUGUAGUUGACGAUGGUAAUUACCAAUACCAGGUGCAACAGAACCCCUUACUCAUGGCACAGCAGAGUGCCAAUCAAUUAUGGGUUCAUGAUCAGAGAGGCAACGCCUUCACCUCGUGGGAAUCAACACAAGGGGUUCAGCCUCCUCCGUCAGGUUUUGUUAGUGAUUCUGGUAAUGACAACGUUAGCAAUGCAAAUCAAAACCAGAACGGCGGGGAAGAAGUUAGUGGGCGGAUGAGUCGGUUUUCAUCUGCUGUCUGGUCAUUUGUGGAGUCCAUCCCGACCAACCCGGCUUCAGCUUCAGAGAAUGCUCUUGUCAGUCGUGCCUUCGAGCGGAUGUCUAGCUUUAGUCGGGUAAGAAUAAACUCUGUGGCAACGAAUGUUGGUUCUGUUACUGGUGCUGCUGCUGUAGUUAGGAGAAGCGGCAAAAGUAGAAGAUUUGUUUUGUUUUAUGUUAUCGGAGUGCUGGGCGCUCUGUUUGGUGUGCUGAUAGGAACAUUGAGACUCUGGGAAAGAUGCGUCUCUCCAUAAAGAUGCGUAUUGAGACAUAACUUACGUGUCUAUAUGCCACUGUAAAUGGGUUAGUGCCUAUUAAUAUGUUUUCCUGGUACAUUGGAAAAUAUCAAUGCAAAUCUAAGCCGAUUCUGUCAUCGAAGGCUUACCCCUUUUAA